Parus major (Great Tit) is the source of this 1988-nucleotide messenger RNA. RefSeq names its product fibroblast growth factor 20 (gene FGF20). Gene Ontology annotation, molecular function: growth factor activity; fibroblast growth factor receptor binding. Gene Ontology annotation, biological process: fibroblast growth factor receptor signaling pathway; positive regulation of cell population proliferation; animal organ morphogenesis. Gene Ontology annotation, cellular component: cytoplasm. The transcript is spliced from 4 exons. NCBI's taxonomy places the organism in Eukaryota, Metazoa, Chordata, Aves, Passeriformes, Paridae. The record is from RefSeq and is a predicted model, not a curated record.
AUGGUGGAUUUUUGGGUCCCACCACAUGACAGGCUCCUGUUAUCUGAAAGCUCCCGCCCGUCCCCCGCUGCCCGCUCCGCUCCGCUCCGCUCGGCGCAGGGGCCGCGCCCGCGCCCCCGCCCCCGCCGCGCGUGUGCGCGCCCGGCUGCGCGCGGGGGGCGCGCCCGGAGCCCCCUCCCCGCCGUCACGGCAGAUCAGAGGAAGGUGCGAGCAGAGGGGGAGCCGGUUUACAAUUUCAAACGCGGCCUCCCCGCAGCGGCUUCAUUAGCAUAUGUCAGGGGACCGCCGUAUAUAUAUACACACGCGCGAGGCUGAUGAGCAGCACCCCGCCGCCUGGCUCGCACCGGCUCGCAUCAGCACGGCUCGACUCGCAGCGGCUCCGCUCGGCUCGGCCCUGCCGGCUCCCCAUGCUUGGGGCUCCGCCGCGCACCCCCACAUGCCCACCGGGAGAGGCCGGCAGCCGCUCUCCGCCGCCGCCGCGCCCUAGCCCGCACGCCCCGCGCCCGCAUGGCUCCGCUGGCCGAGGUGGGCGGCUUCCUGGGCGGCCUGGACGGCCUGGGGCAGCCGGUGGGUGCCCACUUCUUGCUGCCGCCCGCCGGGGAGCGCCCGGCGCUGCUCGGAGACCGCCGCGCCCCGGCGGAGCGGGGAGAUCGGCGCGCCCCGGCUGCGGCGGCGGCGGCGGCGGCGGACCUGGCGCACUUGCAGGGCAUCCUGCGGCGGCGGCAGCUGUACUGCCGCACCGGCUUCCACCUGCAGAUCCUGCCCGACGGCAGCGUGCGCGGCACCCGCCAGGACCACAGCCUCUUCGGUAUCCUUGAAUUCAUCAGUGUGGCAGUGGGACUGGUCAGUAUUAGAGGCGUGGACAGUGGCCUUUACCUUGGAAUGAAUGAAAAGGGAGAACUCUAUGGCUCUGAGAAACUAACUUCUGAGUGCAUCUUCAGGGAGCAAUUUGAGGAAAACUGGUACAACACCUACUCAUCCAAUGUGUACAAACAUGGGGAUUCAGGGCGGAGGUACUUUGUAGCACUUAAUAAAGACGGUACUCCCAGAGAUGGGGCAAGGUCCAAAAGACACCAGAAAUUCACGCAUUUCUUACCCCGGCCUGUGGAUCCUGAAAGAGUUCCAGAACUGUACAAAGAUGUGUUAGGAUACAGCUGAGGAAAGAGGUAGCUUUGGCAAAAAAGCAAACUGGAGCUGUUGCCCGUGCUUUCAUGGCAAUGCCAGCAUGAGGAACCUGCUGAGUCUGGGAUGCUGGAUGUGAAGAACCUGCUUGGUGAAAGGCACGCCUCUGUUUUCUAACCACUGGAUUUAGGAGACAAAGCCUUGAAGCUGAGCAUGGAUGGACCAGCCUCCUCAAGACUUGCUGAAUGGUAGCUAGUCACCAGGGGGAAUGUGUGACUUCUUAAAACGUAACGAACUCUCAGCAAUUCUGCCCGGAUUACCUGUGGCCUGUAGGUUAGCAAGGAACCAUCUACAUCACAUGGAUGAGACAAUGGCUGGAAAAAAUAGAAAGAAAUGGACUGUGAGAUAUUGACAAAUCUGAGAACUGUGUGUGAAGUUUUACAUGCUCCACGCUAGUGCUGGACGUUAGAUGUCAAUGCAUAGUAGUCAAAACUGGAAAUUUUCUUCAGGAUGGACCUAUUUAUACAUCUCCAGAUAGCAUAUAUUUAUUUUAUAUAUUUAUUUAUUAAAGAGUUUAUUUUUUACUGGGAUAUGAAGAGAAUACAAGUUUCUAACCCCAAUGAGAAAUCAUUUACAGUGCCAAUAUUUACUUGGGUCAUAUCAUAAUACAGAAAUGACAUUACCUUGCAAUGCAUCCAAAACCUGAACAUUUGUGUUUCACUGUUUAUCAGCUACAGAUAAGUUUAUAUUUUAUGUGCAUACCAUUGCCUUGUAACUGUCCUAUUUGGAAAAGAAUGUUUAAUUUUUUUUUUUUACUUAUGAGAGGAGUGCCUUACAGAUUGUAUUAAAUUCAAAUGCACAUUUGA